Oncorhynchus masou masou (cherry salmon) is the source of this 763-nucleotide messenger RNA. It is a transcript of the gene trappc6bl, whose product is annotated as trafficking protein particle complex subunit 6B, like. NCBI's taxonomy places the organism in Eukaryota, Metazoa, Chordata, Actinopteri, Salmoniformes, Salmonidae. Gene Ontology annotation, cellular component: trans-Golgi network; TRAPP complex; cis-Golgi network. The coding region runs from base 108 to 593 and encodes 161 amino acids. Gene Ontology annotation, biological process: regulation of GTPase activity; endoplasmic reticulum to Golgi vesicle-mediated transport. The transcript has 7 exons. The record is from RefSeq and is a predicted model, not a curated record.
AGCAAAGUUGUGCCUCCUUCGCAGGUUCCGUAGUCAGGAAGUAACGCUUUGUUUACAUCGUGAGCAAUUUAGCGGAAAGUAACUCAAACCAGAGCUAUAAAAUAGACAUGGCCGACGACGUACUCUUUGAGUUCCUCCACAUGGAGAUGGUGUCCCAUAUUUACAAAGACCAAGCCUCGAGAGGGGAGAUGGACAAGGAUAGGGCAACUUGUGUGUCCACUCUGGAAGGCAUGGGCUUCAGAGUAGGACAGGGGCUUAUAGAAAGGUUCACAAAAGAUUCGCCCAGCUUCAAAGAUGACUUGGAUGUCAUGAAAUUCAUCUGUAAAGACUUCUGGAUAAAUGUCUUCAGAAAGCAAAUUGACAACCUUAGGACAAACCACCAGGGUACUUAUGUUUUGCAAGACAACAAGUUUGCGCUCUUGACACAGUUUUCUAACGGGAAGCAGUACCUCGAGGAAGCUCCAAAAUAUCUGGCAUACUCCUGUGGAUUGGUGAGAGGAGCUUUGUCUAACUUGGGGAUGGAUUGCGUGGUGACAGCUGAGGUCUCCCUAAUGCCCUCAUGUAAAUUCCAGGUCGUGAUUCAGAAGAUUUGAAUAGGACCCACCUCUUUAAAAUGUUAUGUUCAUCUGUGACAAUAAAAUAAUGUGAAUGUCAACCCUAAGGUCCUUAAAUGUCAUUACAUUGAAGGUGGUUUACUACAUAUUAUUUUUGUAUUACAUUAUUUUUUUCUUUAGAAAGCAAUAAUAAAUUGUAAAGAAUUACA